AAAGUCUAAUCCUAUACUGUUGAAAAAGUCAGACUCGGAUCCAUUGUGGUGCUUGAGAGCCGGAGUAUGGUAUGGUCGGAGAGGGAUAAGGAAUUGAAGCAACGUAUAAAUGCUCAGUCUGCAAAGGGAGCCGAACCUAAAAUAGUAAAACAGAAACUUUAACGAGAAAGGACAUACGAUAAAUAAAUUAUCCGGACAUAGUCAAGAAAAAGAGGGGCAGUGCGUUGACUGGAAGGACGCGACAACAGCGGCGGUGGGUUUAGCGGAGCGGCGCGGAGAAAUGCUCUUGUCAGAAAUGAUGCCCACAUACAUGAUUCCUGCUUAUUUAUUGUUUUCAUGCAACAUUCGAAGAUCGGAUUCAGUUUUGUGACUCUCUUGUGUUUUCACGUCGUGAGUAUACUGGAUACAGAACUACGACCACCCCCCCUGCCCCUUGCCCCUCAACCCAGCCCCCAAUUCUAAGUUGUACGAAAUAAGAGGAGCCAAAUCGAAGAACGGACUGUUCGUGCAUCAAGUCCGAGGAGGCAACUGGCAUGGAUAAUUCAUGUACACAAAAACUAAAGUGAAAAGGGAAUUAAAAAAGCCUUCCAGAGACGGUUAUGCGAGGGUAUCUCCGAGGGGAGAGACCGUUCCAGAAGGCAACUUCAUGAGUUGUGAAAGGCUGCUGCAGUGUUUCUUAUUAUGGAAUUGUUGACAUCCUGAGAAAAUGGGGCAUUUUACUGUCAGAAUUCUACCAGAUGAAUUUACCACAUCUGCAGGAUAAAAAGAAGAGCAUGAGUGAGAAUAAAGUGAUUUUGCUGAUCUCCCUGACAAUGGAGCUCUGAGGCACAUCCAGAUAUUUCCUUUUUUUUUUUUUUUUUUUAUUAAAAUAUAUAUAUAUAUAUAUACUACGAUGCUUUGUGAGACCAUGCUACGCUUUAUUUCCCUCAAGUUUGGUCGUCUGUAUCGAUGUUUAAAAUUCCUCUUUGUUGUUAGCUUGUUUGUCAUAUUGGUAAUGAACACUCACAACCUGUUUGCCUCAUUCCAGAAGAAUGAACUCACGGACCGCCGCUUUGUAAACCUCAACAAGUGCCCAGCUUGCUUUGGUACAAGUUGGUGCCGUAAGUUUAUGAAUGGGCAGAUCUCCUUUGAGACAUGGGGACGUUUGAGAUUUCUUGACUUUUUCAAUGUGAAGAAUGUUUAUUUUGCACAGUAUGGUGAGCCAAGGGAAGGUACCAGACGCAUUGUCCUUAAACGUUUGGGUUCAAAUCAGGAGCUAAUGGACAUUGACCAAAAGAUUUGUAAAAGAGCCACAGGACGGCCUCGCUGUGACUUAAUACAAGCAAUGUACAAGACAGAAUUUGCCCGUUUAAAUGGUGAUGUGCGAUUACUGACACCAGAGGUAGUUGAAGGGUGGUCAGAUCUAGUGCAUUGUCCUUCUCAGAGGCUGCUUGACAGAAUUGUAAGAAGAUAUGCAGAAACCAAGGAUUCUGGAAGCUUUCUUCUUAAAAAUUUAAAAGACACUGAACGCAUGCAGCUCUUAAUGACUCUUGCUUUUAAUCCGGAACCCCUAGUGCUUCAGAGUUUUCCAUCUGAUGAAGGCUGGCCUUUUGCAAAAUAUCUCGGAGCCUGUGGGCGAAUGGUUGCAGUAAACUAUGUUGGAGAAGAGCUUUGGACCUUUUUCAAUGCUCCAUGGGAGAAGCGAGUAGAUCUUGCCAUGCAGCUAAUGGAGAUUGCAGAGCAGCUUACAAACAAUGAUUUUGAGUUUGCCCUCUACCUACUUGACGUUAGCUUUGACAAUUUUGCAGUUGGAUCUCGUGAUGGCAAAGUGAUUGUUGUGGAUGCAGAGAAUGUCUUGGUGGCAGACAAGAGAUUAAUCAAACAAAAUAAGCCAGAGAACUGGGAUGUGUGGUAUGAGAGCAAGUUUGAGGAAUGUGACAAGGAAGCUUGCUUAUCUUUUUCAAAAGACAUCCUCUGCUCCCGGGUCACUGUAGACCACAACUACUAUGCCAUCUGCCAAAACCUCCUCUCUCGGCAUGCUACGUGGCGGGGCACCACUGGUGGCUUGCUGCACGACCCUCCAGUUGAAAUUGCCAAAGAGGGCCUGCUUGAAGCAUUACUCGAUGAGUGCACCAACCCAAAAAAGAGAUCUGGUCGAUUUCAGGCGGCCAAAGAAUUGCGGGAAUAUCUCACACAACUUAGCAAUAAUGUGAGGUAGUUAAAGUAGAUGGCUGAUUCAGCCCUUGUUUGUCCUAUUUUAGGGACUUGGUUAACAGUCCCUCCAUCUGCUGCUUUUGUGCUCCAAUUAAAAACUUCGGUAAGCACAUGAACAAUUAAAAAGUGUGUAGUUUUUUUCCCCCCCUACAAAACUUUUGCUUGGAUUUUGUUAUUCAAGGAGAAAGGUCACACAAGGAUUAUGUUGCUGGUUUGAAGAACAUACUGUAUAUGAAGAGUAUGAUUUAUUUUUUUGUUAACAAGGAACAAUCAGAUUUGUGAUGGUAAUAUUAAAUAUCCACAGUUAGCAGAAGAUUUCAUUAAAAAAAAAUCAGUUGAAUUCAAAAGAAGAAUCGUCAGGAUUUUUUUAAAGUGAUAUGUUAGACAUUGUUCCUAUAAUGCAAAAAAGGAAUAUGAUAUUUUGCAAUAUUGUACAAAUUGUACUGUAAAUAUGUUAAGUCUUUUGAAGUCUGCUUAAAAUGGAAAAAAUAUAGUUUUCUGUUGUAUUAUUAACAUGCAUCACAUGAUAACAGACCAAGGAGAAAAGGUUUAAAAAUAAUUAUCUUCCCAUUAUGAUUUCAGUUGUACAACCCUGAAUAAGUCAUAGUACAUAACACAGUGAAAAUAGCUCAUUUAUAAUGUUUACAGUUUGUGUGUUAAGUAGCUGAUUUAAUAUUCUGGGAAGAAUAAAAAUGUAUAUAUUAAAGCGGAGACAAUUUCAAUAUCUGUGCAAAGGUAUGGGAAGUGUUUUGUAAGAAAAAGGAGCGAUAAAGGUUUGUCUGCUCCCACUUUUGCACAUGUACCAAAGACUCUGAUUCUUUUAAUAUCCUAGUUUUGUUUAAAAUGCCUUCCUUGUGUAGUCUUCAUCAUCAGAGAACAAUGGGAAUGGGAACAGUCCUCUGCCCAGAGGUUAUGUAAUGGAAGCUCCACACUACCACAUCACUAUCUAAAAAAAACUGAUUCACUUAAUAAAUGGCUUGUUGAAGUGGCACUUGCUUAAGAAAUUGACUUUGUGGUUUAACGGUUGUGCGGGUCAAAAAUAUUGCAGUUCUAGUGCAAUUUGAAAUUCAUUACACUUUAAACGGCGGUGAUGAACAAUUUGAUUAUAGCUCCAAAUUGAUACAUAGUUUAGCAGCAUAGGAGCAAGAUUGCCUUAAAAUGGAGAGGAAUUAAUUAAUCUUCUGAACACUUAUAUUUUUUUUGUCCCCUCUUUAUCAUAAUAGUAGACUACUAAGUUUAUGGUUGUAUCUCUUGCACUUCGUUAAUAAAGUCAUGACUUCCACAAAACUUUUGCCUGCUUUUGUAAAGCACAGAGCUAAAACAAAAGGUGCUUUUAAGCGUACUUGUUCUGGCCUAAUGGAAAAAAAUGGAGGUGUGUGUUAAGUUUGUAGAUAAUAACUUACUAUUAAAUGAUCUGGGUGUUGUCUUUUCUCCCUCUCUUAGUGCAGAGAAAAUUUAAUCAUGCUUCAGCAGAAAGCAAUAAACCAUAUUUUCAAGUCACUUUGAAAAUAAAUCUAUCCUUUGGUGUUGCGUAUGUCUUUUUAUAUUGUUUGUUCUUCAUUGGAUUUCAUUUUUCUUUAUCAUAAAACUGUCACAGACAAUUUUCCAAUGUGAAUGGAUAUUGAAGGGGAAUUUGUAUUUGCAUUGAUGACUGUCUGCUUUUGUACUGUAAUUUUUCAUUUGAGUAUUAUAUCAGAAUUGUCUGAUUUUUACUGUGCCUUUCAUUAAAGUUGUGCUUACAACUUUUAGUGAGUUUAACUAUUAAAAAAAUAUAUAUCUACA
Molecule: messenger RNA, 3975 nt
Organism: Polypterus senegalus (gray bichir)
Lineage: Eukaryota; Metazoa; Chordata; Cladistia; Polypteriformes; Polypteridae
Gene: dipk2ab
Product: divergent protein kinase domain 2Ab
Exons: 4
Coding region: 893-2197 (434 amino acids)
Source: RefSeq, a predicted model, not a curated record